UGAUCCCUAUGCGAAGAUGAAAUUAACAUAAUAAGAAAAGCAAGUCCGGCGCCGAAAGAGUUUACUUUGUUUGACAAGUAAACAGUGAAGAGGACGAAGAUUCGUUGGACGUUCCAUUUGUGUGCUGUCCAAGCUUCUUUUCCCUAUAAAGUGCGUUCUCCACUCCACCAUUGGAAUUGGGCGAUCGCCGAGGUCAAGCCGAGUGAUAGAUUUCUUCUCUCUCUUCCAAUCCACUCGUUCAUACUUGGAGAGCGAGAGAGAGAUCCAUGGAGUACUCGAUGCUCAUCGCAUUCUUCUGGUCCGUGGUGGGCGUCGCCGCCGCGCUCAAAACCCUAGUCCCCCCCGAUUUCUAUCGCUUCCUCGAGGAUCUCCGCCGCAAGAUCCUCCACCGCUGGUCACUCUACCACAGCAUUACAAUCAGCGAGCGCAGCGGCGCCGGAAGCAACGAUCUCUACACCUACGCCGCCCUCUACUCGUCCAGCCUCAAGAACAGGGCCGACGCGCUCACCGCCGAGUGCCCUAGAAACGCCAAGAAGCUCACAUUCACCAUCGCCACUGGCCAGCAGGUCUUCGACGAAUUCCGGGGCGCCAGGAUAGUUUGGGAGCUCCAGACGAUCGUGAGCGAGGGAAUGUAUCGCAGGGAGGAGCAGCGAUUCCUCCAUCUAACAGUCCCCAAAGCCGAUCGAGGUCUAGUGCCCGAUUACCUCGAGUUCGUCAUGGAAAGGGGCAGAGAGAUCGAGAAAUUGGGCUGCGAGAAGGAGCUCCACACGAACAUCUACGAGUCGUGGGAGUCCAUCCCUUUCAAUCCGCCCCCCACAUUCGACACGAUCGCCAUGGAUCCGGAUUACAAAGCCCUGCUCAUGGAGGAUCUCACGAGAUUCAUGAAAGGCAAGGAUUUCUAUGCUGGGGUGGGGCGAGCGUGGAAGAGGGGGUAUUUGCUCUACGGCCCCCCUGGAACCGGGAAAUCGAGCCUGAUUGGAGCCAUGUCGAACUUCACUGGCUAUGACGUCUACGAUCUGGAGCUCACCAAGGUCCGGAGCAACCAGGAGCUCCGGCAGCUGCUGAUUCACGUCAAGGAUCGCGCGAUUAUCGUGGUGGAGGACAUCGAUUGCUCCAUUCCAAUCGAGAAUCGUCGCAAGAACAAGAAGAAGAAGAAGAAGAACAAGGACAAGGAGGACGAAGGAAAUAUCUCCAAGAUCCAAAAGAGGAGGAGGAGGAGGAGAGAGAGGGCGCUAGAUCCAGAGGAUCAGGGCGUGACACUCUCGGGAUUGCUGAAUUUCACGGAUGGAUUGUGGUCCUCGUGCGGCAGAGAGCGGAUCUUCGUCUUCACCACGAAUUUCGUGAAGCGAUUGGACGCUGCGCUCCUGCGGCCGGGGAGAAUGGACAUGCACAUCCACAUGAGCUACUGCUCGUUCGCGGCAUUUCGAUCGCUGGCGGCGACCUAUCUCAAGAUCGAGGAUCACGAGCUCUACCCGGCGAUCGAAGGCCUGAUCGCGAGCGUGAAGAUGACCCCGGCCUCCGCCGUCGAGACGCUACUCCGUCAUGGCCAGGAUCACACCGCGGCGCUGGAGAAUGUGGUGAAAACCCUAGCGGACAAGGUGUCGCAGGGCGACGAUCUCGACGACAACGAAGACGAGGAGGACGAUUCCAGCCUCUGCAGCAGCGGCAGCGACAGCGACAGCGACGAUAAUGACGAUAAUAAUCAGGAUUAGCAUAACACUUAGUUUUUGACAGUGACUGGCCGCAUUAUUGUGACAAAAGUUGGAAGAAAAAUCUUUC
Messenger RNA from Selaginella moellendorffii, 1779 nucleotides. Its product is annotated as AAA-ATPase At3g28510-like. The record is from RefSeq and is a predicted model, not a curated record. Gene Ontology annotation, molecular function: ATP hydrolysis activity; ATP binding. The coding region runs from base 267 to 1712 and encodes 481 amino acids. Lineage: Eukaryota; Viridiplantae; Streptophyta; Lycopodiopsida; Selaginellales; Selaginellaceae. The transcript has a single exon.